Zingiber officinale is the source of this 424-nucleotide messenger RNA. RefSeq names its product protein YELLOW LEAF 1, choloroplastic-like. Lineage: Eukaryota; Viridiplantae; Streptophyta; Magnoliopsida; Zingiberales; Zingiberaceae. The record is from RefSeq and is a predicted model, not a curated record. The transcript has 4 exons. Bases 1 to 387 code for a protein of 128 amino acids. Gene Ontology annotation, cellular component: chloroplast. Gene Ontology annotation, biological process: chloroplast organization; thylakoid membrane organization.
AUGAGUGUCGGGCAGAGCGACGAGUGGAGCGAGUAUGAUGAGUGCCUAGCAGAGAGACAAACAUUGGAAGUCGCCUCUGCUGCAGUGAUUUGUGCUGCUGUCUUGAAUGCAAGAUGUGCAGCGGAGCAAACGCAGACAGUUACGCGCCAAUCGUCCACGAUAACAAUUGCUCCUGUCCAAGGAAAGGAGAAAUCACCAGAGCUUGAUGAUGGAGGAACAGGCUUCCCUCCUCGUGAUGACGACGGUGGUGGUGGUGGGGGUGGGGGUGGAGGAGGGGGCGGCCACUGGGCUGGUGGUUUCUUCUUCUUCGGCUUGCUCGCUUUCUUAGGGCUAAUGAAGGAUCAAGAAGACGAGGGGUCCUACGGCAAACAAAAAGCAAGAUACUGAUCCUCGCCCAUGUUUUAGCUAAUUAAAUACAUAACUA